AUGGGCAAAACAAAUAUUGUCAUUACUCCCAAGGAUUUUGCUGAUAUAGUUGACGACGCACAACUUUGGGUUGUUGGUCCUGGUAUAUCAACUAUCUUUAUUGCAAUUGACUCUACAGAACAUGAACGUAUACGAACAACAAGUUUGGGAGAAUACUAUCAUUUAUGUGGUUACAACCUUGCUACGAGAAGACGAAAAGAGCACCAAGAGUGUCUUUAG
Messenger RNA from Rhizopus microsporus ATCC 52813, 219 nucleotides. RefSeq lists its product as uncharacterized. The transcript has 2 exons. The record is from RefSeq and is a predicted model, not a curated record. The coding region runs from base 1 to 219 and encodes 72 amino acids. NCBI's taxonomy places the organism in Eukaryota, Fungi, Mucoromycota, Mucoromycetes, Mucorales, Rhizopodaceae.